AUGGAGAUCAAACCGUUCCAACAUUCCGUUUACGACCAUUUAGAUGGCAAAGACUUUGUUCUUGCGCUGACGUCUCCGCGCAGGUCGCUUAUCUUGAAGGAGCUAGGCUUUAGCUUCCGCGUGGUGGGCUCCAAUUUCCCGGAAGACCUAGACAAGGCCAGCAUGGCACCCAGAGAUUACGUUUUACAGACGGCUAUUGGUAAGGGUAAGGCCGUGUGGGAUGAGCUAUCCCUGAAGGGUGAGACACCUUACUUGAUUCUUUCCGCCGACACCGUUGUGGAAUGCGACGGCAAGAUCUUUGAAAAGCCUAGAUCCAAGGAACACCAGACGGAGGUUUUGAAGUUCUUCCGAGACUCACAGAUCCCGCAGCAGGUGAUGACUGCCGUUGUGUUGAUCAGAAGGGACGACGCCCAGGCGUGUGGGUACCGCAUGGAAACGAUGGUAGAGGUCAGCAUCGAGAUUAUGGACUCACCAGAGAACAUUUCCGACGACUUUAUUGCGAGAUACGUCGAUACGAACGAGGGUGCGAGUGUUGCUGGUGGGUACCAGUUGUUGGGGAUGGGCGCCUUGAUGGUGAAGGAGAUUCGAGGCGACUAUAGGAAUGUGUUGGGCUUGCCCUUUCGCACGACUUUCAAGUUGAUAGAGAAGAUUUUGAUCAGCACUUAG
Molecule: messenger RNA, 666 nt
Organism: Babjeviella inositovora NRRL Y-12698
Lineage: Eukaryota; Fungi; Ascomycota; Pichiomycetes; Serinales
Product: nucleotide diphosphatase
Exons: 2
Coding region: 1-666 (221 amino acids)
Molecular function (GO): nucleoside triphosphate diphosphatase activity
Source: RefSeq, a predicted model, not a curated record